AUGACCUCAGUUGCAGACCCCCGCCCGGCGCGGUCCGAUGGCCUGGGGUUCUACUGGCCCGACUUACCAGCCCCAGCCAGACAGAGGCAGGCGACAGAAGGGUCUGCGCACGGACAACCAGGGCGACGCGCAGACUACGCGCACGGACACACAUCCCUUGUCCACGGAAGGUGCUUCCCGGAGGCUGUUAGGAGGGAGAGCCCGGGUGUGAGGGGUUCCGCGAGGGCUCGGCCGCCCUUACGGAUCUCACCCGGAGGGGCUCCGCCGAGGCCCAGCUGCGGAGGCACAGCCCUGGUGCCUUCUGAUUGGCUCAGCCUCAGCCGCUCGCGUAUUCGCUUCCGGGUGAGAGGUGCUUGGUUGCCUCAGCAACCGAGCGCGCUCAGAGCAGAGGCAAGCGCUUGGUUCCCACCGGCCGCAGACCUGGCGACCCGGGGGGAAUCUCACAGUCAAGGAAAUCUCUCCAACACCUCUUUGUUAACUGCAGAAGUGUACAAGGUAAACUUUGUAUUUCCAAAUGGAGACAAGUAUGAUGGUGACUGUACAAGAACAUCUUCUGGAAUCUUUGAGAGAAAUGGAAUAGGUAUUCAUACCACUCCUAAUGGGAUUAUCUACACAGGAAGCUGGAAAGAUGACAAGAUGAAUGGUUUUGGAAGACUUGAACAUUUUUCAGGAGCAGUGUAUGAAGGACACUUUAAGGACAAUAUGUUUCAUGGACUGGGGACAUACACCUUCCCAACUGGAGCAAAGUACACUGGAAAUUUCAAUGAAAAUAGGGUGGAAGGUGAAGGACAAUAUACAGAUAUCCAAGGACUAGAAUGGUGUGGUAACUUUCAUUUCACAGCUGCUCCAGGCCUGAGACUAAAGUUCCAUAUGUAGCUAUUCUAAAUUAAACCUUUAAUGUUGUAAGCUUUCAGUUGUAAGGAAAACAAAUGUGUCAUCUAAAGUAAUUUCAAACACUACCUCUGCAUUAUAGUUUGGCCAAUAAAACCACCACUCAUCCCU
Manis pentadactyla (Chinese pangolin) is the source of this 1002-nucleotide messenger RNA. RefSeq names its product MORN repeat containing 2 (gene MORN2). NCBI's taxonomy places the organism in Eukaryota, Metazoa, Chordata, Mammalia, Pholidota, Manidae. The record is from RefSeq and is a predicted model, not a curated record. Bases 1 to 876 code for a protein of 291 amino acids. The transcript is spliced from 6 exons.